AAAGCGAUAGCAUAGGUAUGGCGGAAAGCAGAUCUUCGCGCUACGUUCUGAAGACAUUUCUCUCGUGGCUAAUGAUGCUAUAUUAUGUGGUGUCACUACAUUCUUCUAAGGAGUAACAGACGAACGAAUCGGCUUUCAGUUUCCCAACGGGGAGCUCUCGAUAAAUUCGGAUGAGUGCGGAAUAGCCGGUCCUACGGCAAGAAUCGUCAAUGGCCUUCUAGCUGUUCGAAGUCAGCUCCCUUGGAUGGUAUUCUUGGCAAUAAAGAUCAACGGAGAAUACACAACAUGUUCUGGGACUAUCCUAACUCAAAGAAAUAUUCUAACCGCUGCGCACUGUAUAAAGCAAAAUGACACGUACCCGACUAGAAUUGUGGCCUUCUACAACAGUACAAAAAAACUGGACGGUGCGUUUUGGAGAGUAGACCGCAUGAAAGUGCAUCCAGAUUUUAAUGAAACAACGUUUGUCAACGACAUCGCUCUUCUACGGGUAGAACAGCCCUUCACAUUCACGAUGAGCACGCGCCCUAUCUGCAUCUCUCUUGAACCGGUGGACAUUUUCCACAAGCAUGUGCGUGUUGCUGGCUGGGGUCGUCUCAAGCAAUCCGGGCCCUCUCAGCGACUGCUCUACUACACUAGUUUACGUGUCAUGUCGGAUGAAGUGUGCAUGCAAACAUUUUCCAACAAUGGCUACAACACGACACUGCAGUUCUGCGCGUAUGAAGACACAACGGACGCAUGCGAGGGCGACUCCGGAGGACCGGCCAUUGCACGCGCGGACAACCACCGCUUCCUGCAAGUAGGCAUCGUCUCCUACGGCACCGGCUGUGCAAAGAACAACACUCCGGGUGUCUACACUCGACUCGAUGCGUUGGUGCCCUGGAUUCUUGACAACGUACUCUACGGCACAUGGCUAAUCUUAUACCCCCGGGGCGAAGACAAGUGAGCAGUAUCUGACUGGUUUGUGUAA
Molecule: messenger RNA, 967 nt
Organism: Dermacentor silvarum
Lineage: Eukaryota; Metazoa; Arthropoda; Arachnida; Ixodida; Ixodidae
Product: proclotting enzyme-like
Exons: 8
Coding region: 245-943 (232 amino acids)
Biological process (GO): proteolysis
Molecular function (GO): serine-type endopeptidase activity
Source: RefSeq, a predicted model, not a curated record